AGUACGCCCCUGGUGAAUUUUGAAGUUUGGCUGAUUUUUUUAUUUUAUUCCACGUAUUUAGUUUUUCUCCAAAAAGAAAUGGUUUACGUGAAAAAUUGGGAUGAUUUUGAGAUUGCGGCGGAAAAUAUGUACAUGAGGAAUCCCUUGAAGAGUCGAUUCUCCAUGAAGUACAUCCACCACAAAGGGCAGCUCCUGCUAAAACUCACCGACAACACCAAAUGUGUUCAGUACAAGACGGAAGUAAUGCCGGAUUUGAGGAAAAUUGAAAAAUUCACAGGAAACAUAAUGGGACACAUGGCAUCGAAUGAAUGAGGAAUGAAGCUCUCUUCUGAACGUUUUUCAUGCUUAUUCCUCUUAUUUUUCUUUAUUUUGCAUUCUGCUAACCGUGAUUUAUGUUUUAUAAGGAAAUAAAGUAAAAGUUAAUUCUAAAAA
Lutzomyia longipalpis is the source of this 432-nucleotide messenger RNA. It is a transcript of the gene Srp9, whose product is annotated as signal recognition particle 9 kDa protein. NCBI's taxonomy places the organism in Eukaryota, Metazoa, Arthropoda, Insecta, Diptera, Psychodidae. Gene Ontology annotation, cellular component: signal recognition particle, endoplasmic reticulum targeting. Gene Ontology annotation, biological process: negative regulation of translational elongation; SRP-dependent cotranslational protein targeting to membrane. Gene Ontology annotation, molecular function: 7S RNA binding. The record is from RefSeq and is a predicted model, not a curated record. Bases 79 to 312 code for a protein of 77 amino acids. The transcript has 2 exons.